GAUAGGUAGAUUGGUAUAUGUACAAGCAAAUGUUAAUGAAUGUACUUUUUAUAAAUUUUAUAUCGGAUCACAAAAUUUUAAUUCCUCUGUUGUAUGUUGGAUUGACCUUCUGGAAAAUUUUACAAUAUUGACAUAUUCAUAUAGUUAAAUAGUUAAAGUUAAAUACAUAGAGUUGUAUAACGCUACAUAAACUUUCUCAGGAUUAUAUAAUUUUCUCACAGAUUCUCAGGAAGGUGUUAUCACAAAACUGGAAUCAGAAUAAAUGUAGAAAAUGCCUGAAGCUAAUUCCCACACUGAAUAAGGAACAAUUGUGAAAUCGUACAUUACUCAUGUGAUACCAGUUCAUGCUUGUCUGUAUUUAUGAGGAAUAUACACAAGUGUUAAAAACAACAUUAGGUUAUUUUAGUGCAGAGAGAGUUGCUCAAAGAGCCACUGGUACCAGGAACAGGGAUUAACAGUACUUGCAUGUGACAUGCACAAUGCACAUUCAGAUUUUAGUAAUAUUGUCAAUCAAAGCAAAAACAAGAUGUGAUUUCUACUGUAUGUAGACAUGACAGCAAUACCUUUGUGCAGUAAAUGAAUUUUUUUAGUUCAUUAAUAUUUAUUUACUCGACUUUUUUACAACUAUUAUGAAAUUAUAAAAUGAUCUCUGUGACCAUUGGGACAUUUUUUUACUUUUCUGGGGAGAAACGCAGCCAAAGCAUUUCACAAAAAGCUCACAGUUGAUGGCAUCCAUCCAAAAGGGUUGUCUUAGAAAUACAAUCAUGCCAUAGAGGCUGCAGAUUUUAGACACAGCUGAGAUUAACUGGAGCAACACAGAGGGCACAUCUGCACAUUUUACCAACUAACUAUUAGUCCAGUAGCGCAAUUGUCUACCUAAAGCUAUAAGACAUGACUUCUUUUGAAGAAUCCUAUUUGAUUGCUGUGGAAAAAUGGAUUCUGGAGAACCAGGAGGAGAUUGAAAAGGCAGCAGAGAUCCUUGGAGAAAGCAGUGAUUUCCUGCUAACGACUGUAGGCCAGGUCUUUCCCUUGGUAAAGUAUUUUUAUGUUUUCACAGCAAAGCUUCUUGGAAACCCAAACAGCUAUGAGGAUACUUAUUUUACCAAGCAGUUUCAAAAUGUCAACCGGAAGUUAAAUGAGAUCAAAGAAAACAUGCACGAGGUGGAACGCAUAACGAUGAGAUCAUCACUGAACAUGCAGAUGUUUAAGUACGAAGCACAAAUAAAGUUUCAAUACAAAAUGUUUAUGAAAAUUUUUACAUCUGAAUCCAACAAAAAGUUGAAGAUAAAAGAAUUCGUCAUGAUGUUUGAGAACGCUGAUGAUGAACAGAACCUUAAUGGAUUAUAUGACCAGGUCACUGGAAAUAACAUGUCUGGAAGAGCAAUGCUGGAUGAGAUUGUGCAAACUGAGCACCCGAGCAGGAGGGCGGUGGUGGAAUUCUGUGCUUACCUGAAGAAGCUUUUUGUGUUUGGGAUCAUAGCACUGAUUGGCUACACGGCAAUAAAGAAAGGUGAUGCUGGAGAGGAUAUGGUGAAGAAAUGGCAAACCCGCAUGGAGGACGUGGAGAAGCACAUGAAGGCAGCAGUGGGUGAAAGUGAAUGAAGAUCUUUUGGCAAUUCAGGUGUAUACUGAUCUAUGAAACUCCUGAACUAUCGAUUGCUGUGUGGUACAGAAGCUAAUUAUUCUAUUUGGUGUCCAUGCAAUAAAACUAUUAAAAUCUUGCCGUUUUUCUCUGUAAACUCCAAAUCACUGUUUAACUGUUGUUGGUUAACCCAUACUGUCUCAUUUAUAUGCUUUCGUGUAAUUCAGCAAAAUUAAAGGGCAAUGCAUUUUUCUCUUCAAAGUCUGAAAAAUAAGAAAAUAAGAUUAACCCAGCUCAUGUAUUUACUUUGAUAAAAUUUCACAACUGAAGUAACUUUUUUACAUCGAAAAAAAUAUAAUAAUAAGUAGAAGACACUAGGUCUUAUAUGUGAGAAGGCUCUCAUCAUUUAGCUAAUAAGUCUCUAAUGUAAGUGUUUUGUAAGCAAAGAACUGAAGUGUGAGAUCAGAAAAUAUUGUCUAUGAGUCCCUCUAGUGGCUGCAUGAUGUAAUUUGUUUUGUAAAUUAAUAAAAAUAAUUAAUCAAAA
Silurus meridionalis is the source of this 2126-nucleotide messenger RNA. RefSeq lists its product as uncharacterized. Bases 892 to 1602 code for a protein of 236 amino acids. NCBI's taxonomy places the organism in Eukaryota, Metazoa, Chordata, Actinopteri, Siluriformes, Siluridae. The transcript is spliced from 2 exons. The record is from RefSeq and is a predicted model, not a curated record.